CUCAGUCGUCGAUAGCUAGCUUAUAAGACCCUUCAUUUUUGUUUUAUUUCAAGGGAAGGAAGGAUCACGUGAAUGCAUCGUGGACAGCUUCUCCUUUCGCAGGAGUAGCAUGUGAAAUGCGAUACCUCUUGCCGACGCGCUCUUUUUGCUUCUUCUUUUGGUAUGAUAACACAACCGCGAAACACCCGUCUGGCUUUUUCCAAACGCUCUUUGGGAACACCAAUCACACACACAAAAAAAGAAAACGUUAUCGCCCUCGCAAGAUGCAUUUUCGACUGGUGGUAUACGCUGUCUGCCACGUACGAGCUUCCAGCAGUGAGUGCCACGUAAGAGCCAAGUGAUUGUUGGUUGUGUAAAUUCUGUUGUAGCUACGAAAACGAACAGGGAAACAGCACUCAGAAAGGACAAGGUGUAGCAGAACAUCUCCGGACAUCUAUUUACCAUGACGACCUACAGUAAAAUGAGACAACUCGUCAUGGAUUUCAAUAUUUAUUGGUAUGAGGACGGCGACAUUUUCCUUGGAGUUGAUGAUCCUGGGUAACGUCCCGCAUGCCGCACACAUCAUCACCCGAUUGGGGCCAGGAAUCGCCAGCGUUGGCUGGCUGUUCGACAUCGGACCAGUGAUCGCCAGUCAUUUCGUCGUCGGUGGUGGCAGGUAGUUCUCCGGAACCCAAGUCCUUCUACGACUUCCAGAAGGUUGCAACAGCCGGUCCAACGUGUCCGAAGGAUCAUCGUCGUCAUCAUUGCAUCAGUGUACAAGUAAGCAUCAUGUCUUCGUCGAUCUUGCAUAAACUUGACAAGCUAAAGAAAUGUGGAGAGUUUCAAAAAAUGGCGACAAUUCCUAAAAACAUCAAGUAUGAUGUGGUUGAUGUUAACAAAAUUGAAACGAGGUAUGGCGAGGGAGGCGGUCUACGUAGAAAUUAUGAAGGAUCACGAGCACGUAAAGGUGUUCCUUCCAGCUCGGUUUCAUAAACUAAGCACUCAAGACAUCGAAGACAUGAGGAACACGAGCGGACUCUGGAUGGAGAAGAAAGAGCGAGUUGGAAAAGACGGGAAACGUCUUCUUUCGCCAGACAUCGUGUUCGGUCAAUCCGAGUAAAAAAAUAAAAAUAAAUGGUGACAUGCCACCUUUGUCCUCCGGCCGAUCGGCAGCACUACACAACAGCGCUGGGACUUCAAAUUCAUCUGGCUAACGUUCAUAACCUUGCAACACCCUGUAUCCCAUUUUGUGAGACACUCUGUACGCUCCGCAACUAUACCAACCGCUAUGAGCUUCAUCUACAUGACAGAGACGACGACGGGCAGGAUGUCAGCACAUUCUUUCAUGAAAACGGACGCUACCUUGCCAGUGUACUUCGACAUUUCGGAUUUCCGUUACGCUUUUAUGUUUUGCUGAAGGCGGAACUCGGUCGACAUACGCCUGAGGAUGAGAUCAUAUUUGUCACUCAAUUUAUUCCUUCGAGUGUGCAUACGCUGUGGUCGGAACGAGACGUAGAACGUGCUGUCAUUGAAGUAGGCACUGAAGUCACCAACAAUUUAGAAAAGCUUGAAAUGCAAGGAUCGGGAUUUUUCUUAUUUCGAAUUCACGCCUGCAUUCUUCAUGUCGGUCGUCUCGCACCACAGCUCAUUGGAUGUACCGACUUUGAAUUGCCAAACGAGUUGAAAAAAAAAGUGUCGGUGUCUUCUGAGUGUCGACCUUCACGAGGAUAGUGAACAGAACAUGUGUUUCGCAUUUUGCGUACUUGCCGGUCUACAUCCUGCAAAGGGUUCUUACAGACGCAGAGCUUCAUCCUACAGGUCAUACCUGUCUCAAUAUGUAUUUCCAGAGACAUUUCCUGUAGUGUUCCCGAAAGAUGUAGAAAUGUUUGAGAAGCAGAACGAUGUGAGCAUUAACGUGUACGGUUAUGACAAAGAUGAAAAAUAUGUUUACCCGAUUAAGGUUGUCGACGACCAGUGCAAGAAGCAUGUCGACCUACUGCUGAUUGACUUCCAUUUUGUACUCAUUACUAAUUUCAAUGCUUUGUUCACACCACCUGGUUAUUUUCACUGCAAACGAUGUACGAUGGGUUUCACCACCCCGGGUGUACUCGCCGAUCAUCUACUAAUGUGUAAACAACAAAAAGUGUCCAAGACUAUUUUUCCAAAGAAGGGUGAGACACUGUCGUUUGCCGGAGAGCAUUUGAUGUCGGAAGUUCCCUUCUACUGUGUAUACAACUUUGAGAGUGUACUAUCACCGUGUUCGGGAGGCGGGAAUGUCUACGAGGAACACAUCCCUUCAUCCUUCUGUCUCCUCGUCAUACGCUCGUGCGAUUCGUACGUCUUGAAGAAACAUAUUUACCGUGGUGCAGACUGCGUUUCCGUUUUCAUGGAACUAUUGCGUAAUUUGCAUGAUGAGCUGUAUGCGAUGUUGCACGAGACUGUGCCCUUGCAAAUGACCCCAGGAGACGAACUCGAACAUUCUGAAGCCACUCACUGUAACAUCUGUAAAGAACCAUUCACUAAGAAGCAGAAAGUGCGAGACCAUGAUCACGUAAGUGGAGAAUUUCGCCAAUCAUUGUGUCAGGGAUGUAAUCUGAAACUGCGGAUACCACGGAAAGUGCCCAUCAUUGCGCAUAAUGCCAAUUAUGACCUCGGAUUCAUAGUAGCUCAUCUGCACCUGCUUCGGAAGACAGACAUCAGAGUGAUAGCCUCCAGUUGUCAAAAGUUUAAGGCUAUAGACAUUGGUGUGUUCCGCUUCAUAGACUCGUUAAGCUUCCUCAAUGCUAGUCUCGACACAUUGACGAAAAAUCUAUGCGACAAAGGUGAAUCUAACUUCAGGUGUCUGCGUCAGUUUUUCGAAGAGGAGGACUACUUCAAGUUGGUUGUACGUAAAGGGGUUUUCUGUUAUAACUACGUUACCUCCUUUGAACGUUACGACGAGCCCUGUUUGCCAUCACGUGACCAGUUCUUUAACCAACUGAACGGAUCAGAAGUGAGCAAGGAAGAUUACCGCCAUGCGUAA
Molecule: messenger RNA, 3001 nt
Organism: Ornithodoros turicata
Lineage: Eukaryota; Metazoa; Arthropoda; Arachnida; Ixodida; Argasidae
Exons: 4
Coding region: 1721-3001 (426 amino acids)
Source: RefSeq, a predicted model, not a curated record